AUGGAAGAGCAGAAGAAGAGACGACUGGACGACGGGAACAGAACAAACAGCAUGGCAGAACCAACCUCGCCCUUCUCCAUGAGGAGGAAAAGUAGCACUGGGUCUGUGAAUUCACAAAUCACAGAGACGAAAAACAAACAGGGGGUGUACCCAAUAACGGAAAGUAAUAUAAGGAUCCACGAGGGAGAAGACAUAAUCACCAAGGCAAAGGAAGUUUUACAAAAGCACGUAAGUAAUGUAUUUGAAAAUGAAAAGACCUUGUACAUAUAUUGCAAGUAUGUCAUGGUGCAUUACGGGAAGGAUCUAAUCGACCCAAACCAAGUGCACUCAUUACAUUUUCAAAUGAUCAAUGGUGGCAUCACAAACAUUUUAGUUAAAGUGAAAGAUAUGUCGACCCAAGCCCAGUACCUCAUAAGACUGUACGGACCCAAAACAGAUGAAAUUAUUAACAGAGAAAGAGAAAAAAAAAUUUCAUGUAUUUUAUACGAUAAAAAUAUAGCUAAAAAAAUUUAUGUAUUUUUUUCAAAUGGAAGAAUUGAAGAAUUCAUGGAUGGCUAUGCUUUGUCUAGAGAGGACAUAAAAGAACCCAAAUUUCAAAAGCUCAUUGCACAAAAUCUGAAGCUUCUACAUGAUAUAAAUUUAAGUGAUAAUUUAUAUAAAGAGAUACAAGUGACUCAGAAUGUGCCCGGGACAAGACCCUCCUUCUUGUGGAAUACUAUUUGGAAAUAUUUUAAUUUGCUUAAUGAAGAAAGGAAGAAAAUAUGUGCCUUCGAUUCUAAAGCUAAUAUAUUGAAGCUAAUCGACUUUGAUAUAUUGAGGGACACCAUCCUUGAGGUGGAGAAGAUGUGCAAGAGGGAGAACUCACCCAUAGUACUGUGCCACUGUGAUUUGCUUUCCUCUAACAUUAUUAACAGUGGCGGCGUCCCACCGGAGGGGGUAGGCGCGGCAAACGCGGCGGGGACGGCAAACGCGGCGAACGGGGUAGGCGCGGCGGACGGGGACAAAAUAUCCUUUAUUGACUUUGAAUAUUCCUGCCCCAUGGAGAGGGCCUACGACAUUGCGAACCAUUUCAACGAGUACGCAGGGUUCAACUGCGACUGGGAUUUAACUCCCUCCAGGGAAGAAGAAUAUUAUUUUAUAAAGCAUUACUUGGGCACAGAUGAUGAGCAAUUAAUUAAUAAGCUCAUUCAGGAAAUACAACCCUUUUACGUGUGUUCACACAUCACCUGGGGUCUGUGGUCCCUCCUGCAAGGCAUGCACUCCUCCAUUGACUUUGACUUUAUAAACUACGGUAUGACUCGCCUCACUGCGUCCUGCCUGCCAAUUUUCAGAUCCAAGGUCACCAACAAAGCGGACCCAUGA
Molecule: messenger RNA, 1362 nt
Organism: Plasmodium fragile
Lineage: Eukaryota; Apicomplexa; Aconoidasida; Haemosporida; Plasmodiidae
Exons: 1
Coding region: 1-1362 (453 amino acids)
Biological process (GO): phosphatidylethanolamine biosynthetic process; phosphatidylcholine biosynthetic process
Cellular component (GO): cytoplasm
Molecular function (GO): ethanolamine kinase activity; choline kinase activity
Source: RefSeq, a predicted model, not a curated record